Molecule: messenger RNA, 2326 nt
Organism: Pseudo-nitzschia multistriata
Lineage: Eukaryota; Bacillariophyta; Bacillariophyceae; Bacillariales; Bacillariaceae
Source: the annotation of a GenBank genome assembly
AUAACGACAACGACAACGGCAACGACAGCGGCCUUUCGACCCGUUUCCACCAGAAUGAACGGAGGCGCAUCCAACGGCAGCGACAGCGACAGCUCCAGCGACGCCUGCGAGGAAGAAAGCACUAGUACUAUUACUAGUAGCAGUAUUAGCAGCGACAGCAGCAGUAACAGUGACAGCGAAUCCUCCUCGGACAGCGAACAGUACUCGCUGUCACCGUCUGCUCCUGUCAACGGGGCAGGACGCAGCGGCAACGAGGACGACGACGAAGCCAAAGACGACGACGAACCCAGAGACGACGCCUACACUUCGGCGGUGAGGGAGUGGGUGGACCGCGUGCCGAUCGCCCUGAACCUCUGCCCGUGGGCGAGGCUSUCCCGGAACAACGGGCGCACCCGGUGCGUCACCUGUCCCUCGGCGAGCAAGGGGGGGGUUUCGGUUUUUCUGGAGGAGGAGAUCGAUCGGCUGCUGGAUCCUUUUCGCUUCCACCGGCCSUGGACCACGACGCUGGUGGUGUGCCCCCUGGUCGGGGACUGGAAGGAGGACUUUGGCGCCUUUGACAAGUACGUGGGGGAGUUUGCGGAGGAAGUGCGGAAGCGGAAGCAGCGCAAGGAAGAAGAGGAACAAGACGGUUCKUCUUKYCCCGGUGUUUCGCUGGUGGCCUUCCACCCGUUGUUUCUGCGCUGGAGGGGCCUCCCGGCAGGGGUGGGGGUCGGCUCCCGCGUCCUUUGCCACGCCGGGAGGAGCGGCUUUUCCAAGAGCAAGGGGGUCUACCCCGCGACCGUGGUCGACCCCCGCCCGGAGCUCUUUGGCCAGCGGCGGAUCAAGGUGCGCUUUUGCGGUGCAUGCGAAGGCAGCGGGGACAACGGCAAAAGAAGCAGGGACACAAGGAKYACCGAAAGGGCGGWUCCAGACCGAACCCCCGAACACCCCUUCGAGGGGAAGGAGCAGUACGUGCCGGUCGACUGGGUCGUCCCCGGGGACAGAGAAGGCGAACACGAACACGCAAAGAACGAAGGGCCGCCCCUCUCGGACAACGCCAUGCACCGGGCGCCCUUCCCGGUCGUGCACCUGAUCCGGAACGAGGACCUUUCGUCCCUGUGUGCCCGGGACGUAUCGCGGCUGAAGCGGAGGAACGCCCCGGCCAUGAUGGGCCUGUCGCUCGAUGAAGUGUGACGGGAUCGUUCAAAGUGCGAUGGCAUGGCACGGUAGGGUAGGGUAGGGUAUGGUAGGGUAUGGUAGGGUAUGGUAGGGUAUGGUAGGGUAGGGUAGGGUAUGGUAUGGUAUGGUAUGGUAUGGUAUGGUAUGGUAUGGUAUGGUAUGGUAUGGUAUGGUAUGGUAUGGUAUGGUAUGGUAUGGUAUGGUAUGGUAGGGUAUGGUAUGGUAUGGUAUGGCAUGGUAUGGUAUGGUAUGGCAUGGUAUGGCAUGCGAUGGCAUGCGAGCGACGGGCUGGGCUUGGGUGCAGCGGGGUCGAAGCGGAAUUCGUACCGAUGCAAACCAUUCCUGCUUUGGCACAGAUGCGAACGAACCUCACGAAGAAACGACUCACCGAUUCACGGUCAAGGUCGGAAWCCACUCCUUACCAAGCAAAUGCUUUGGAGCUUGAUCCCAAGUACGAGUACUGUACGAACCAAUGCGUAUUGGAUUCCRUAGAGCACACAAAGCAGAAGAAGAAGAAGACACUAUGUUUUUGCGAGCAGGAACGACAUUGUAUUCCCAUCGCAAAAUGGGCGCUGGACCAACAACGUCCCGCAUUAUAAUUCAGUUACAGUGCUCAAAAACAAARCUCGUCGUUCAAUGAUGUGGCUGAUUGUUGUCCAUUUGUCGGGCAUGGGGAGUGUKKCCAGUUCUUUCUYUAGAWCCGSCUGAMAGAAAACCUGCGACAGCGWCGYAUMGCUAUGCGAGUGCCAAUCACGGCGACUSUUUUGGGCCAAACCGAUUCAUGCUAUCCAUCCAGCUGCGUUGAURUUGUUGUGGCGCUAUGCCUCACAGCGAGGUUUGAUUGCCAUAAACAACAAACCUUUCCCUCGGAAACUAAAACGGGAACACGCACCACAUAACUAUUGCAAAAUAUAUAUGUUGCUGAUACCGAUUGCUCUUUUUGCAUGCUUGUGUCGCCGGUUGCUUCACUGCCUGGAUUGUACGAUACGCGACCGAAGGUUUCUUUGCUCCCGAAGAUUUUGGUCCGAUCGAACCACAUCUAGGUGGGAUACAAAACCUCGUGKMCGGGCCGUUGAAAAGACAUUCCCGGACUUUUUAAAGCUCGACCUAAAUGACAUUCCCGGACUUUUUUAAGCUCUACCCAUAGGAUUAAARGUUUUYCAAUCGU